Mytilus californianus (California mussel) is the source of this 440-nucleotide messenger RNA. RefSeq lists its product as uncharacterized. The transcript is spliced from 4 exons. NCBI's taxonomy places the organism in Eukaryota, Metazoa, Mollusca, Bivalvia, Mytilida, Mytilidae. The coding region runs from base 93 to 440 and encodes 115 amino acids. The record is from RefSeq and is a predicted model, not a curated record.
UUGACUUAACAUCAUUAGAGUUUACAUAAAAAAAUUGUGACUGUCUCUGUAGAAAAAUGAUAAAAUAGUAUUUACAGGCAUUUAAGUUAGAGAUGACAGUAUUAGAUGCAGCAAAAAGAGCCAAACUUGCAGAAUAUAGAAAACAGAAAGAUGCUUGUUUUAUGGAAGCUAUCUGGCAGUCAGUAUUAGUAUUAGGUGCAGCAUGUGGUGGUGUACAUCUUGGCCAAAAACUACUAUCUUCAGUGUUACCUUAUGGACCAAUGAAACAUGUGAUGGUGACAGUGUUAGUCGGGGCUGGAGCAUCGACUUAUGUAUCGGCAAAGGAGUCUGCUAAAUGUAUACACAAGUGGAAUAGACAUAUGGACAGAUUAUAUGUACCAGUGGGAAAAUAUACUGGUACUACACAUACUGAAAACUCGAACUUAAUAUGCUUAAAUUAA